Debaryomyces fabryi is the source of this 1056-nucleotide messenger RNA. RefSeq lists its product as uncharacterized. The record is from RefSeq and is a predicted model, not a curated record. Gene Ontology annotation, molecular function: RNA binding. Bases 1 to 1056 code for a protein of 351 amino acids. Gene Ontology annotation, cellular component: nucleus. The transcript has a single exon. NCBI's taxonomy places the organism in Eukaryota, Fungi, Ascomycota, Pichiomycetes, Serinales, Debaryomycetaceae.
AUGACCGAAAAUAUAAUCACUCAGGUAUCCCAAGACUCGUACCCACCUGUUCCGCAACAAGCAUAUGAGGAAGGGGAUAACAUAGACUACGACUCUACUAUACAUUUGAAUAUUAGAGGUACAAAAUUCACAAUAACCAGAGAUGAAUUAAUGAGCUUACCGGAGAGCAUAUUAUUAUGUUUAUUCCCCAAUGGUGUAUUUUUGGAUGAAUAUGGCCAAGUAAUUACAAAUUUGACAGAGGAAGAUAUCGUGUAUGUUAAUUUUGAGCCUGAUUGCUUUCAAUAUAUUAUUGACACUUUUGGCCAGGCUCAGCGUGAUUUACAGGAAAUGCCCCCUGUAUCGCCUCAAGUUAGUGGUUUCGGACGCUUUUCACAGCAGGAUACAGGAGCCAAUGUGCUACAAAGUAAGCCUGCAAUUAUAGUCUUGAGAGAAGAUCUUGACUACUAUGUUAUUCCCCCAAUUGCAGGUCUUAACGCAGAGCAAAUAAGACACAUCAAAUUACAAGUAUCGGCAAUUUUGACAAAAAAUAAGAUGAUAUUUAGUGGUUUAGGCUACGACCCAUCGCUUUCUCCUUCUAUAGAGCAAAACUUGGGUCCUGCUGAACAGCAUUUGUUCGACAUGUUAUGUUCUAGUGGAUUCGAGCCAACCGGAAAAUGGGGCAGUAGGUCGCCAGAACCUAGUAAAUGUGUUAUUCUGUCUUUGCUGUUGGUUCGUUUGAGACCAGAUGAGCCCGAAGUCCCCGAGUCACCAUCAUUGGAUCCAAUACCAUCUGAAGCUUCUCUUGCUUCAAGAAAGUCAAGGUCUCGUAUCGCAAACUUAGCUUCCAGCGCAUCGCGGGCUGCUUCCAGAUCAUUAUCCAGGACCAGAAAGAAUACAAACUCGAAUCAAACUAAACUUUUAUUGUUUUGGAGAAAGCCAGCUAGAAAAUGCUGGUGGUCGAAUGAAACUAUAGAUGUUGAUGUAACAAACAUUUUGCCUAACCAAAAGGUUAUGACAGUUAAAGCACACAUUAGAAGAGUCUGGACUUUGGAAUUAUCGGUUAUUGGUGUUCAAUAA